Messenger RNA from Drosophila pseudoobscura, 1634 nucleotides. RefSeq names its product Ras-like protein A (gene Rala). Gene Ontology annotation, biological process: Ras protein signal transduction. Gene Ontology annotation, molecular function: GTPase activity; GTP binding; GDP binding. The transcript is spliced from 6 exons. Lineage: Eukaryota; Metazoa; Arthropoda; Insecta; Diptera; Drosophilidae. Bases 290 to 895 code for a protein of 201 amino acids. Gene Ontology annotation, cellular component: plasma membrane. The record is from RefSeq and is a predicted model, not a curated record.
AUAUUUCACUGCUGCUCACAAGCAGGCCGAAUAUCAAAAUUUCAUCCAACGGCGGUAGUUGCGCGGCGCGGCAAAAAAUACAUAAUAAAUAAAUAAUAAUAGAUAAUAUUAUUGUGGUAAAAUCCUAACACCCGAAUUUUUUUUCGCCCAAAAACGGUUUGUGGUCCUAUUGUUGAUCAAAAGUGCAGUUUAAAAAACACACACAAAGUCACAGGAGGAAAGCAGCGGCGAAUCCUAAGAGAAAAGGCGUGAUUGUGUGAGAGAGUGAGAGCCAGGAUAACCCGCCAUCAUGAGCAAGAAGCCAACAGUCGGACCGGCGCUCCACAAGGUCAUUAUGGUGGGGAGCGGCGGCGUUGGCAAAUCCGCCCUCACACUGCAGUUCAUGUACGACGAAUUCGUUGAGGACUAUGAGCCCACCAAGGCCGAUAGCUAUAGGAAAAAGGUUGUGCUGGACGGUGAGGAAGUACAAAUAGAUAUACUGGAUACCGCUGGGCAGGAGGACUACGCAGCCAUCAGAGAUAAUUACUUUCGCAGCGGCGAGGGUUUCCUCUGUGUCUUCUCAAUCACAGACGAUGAGAGCUUCCAGGCCACGCAGGAAUUCAGAGAACAAAUAUUGCGGGUGAAGAAUGACGAGAGCAUACCGUUCCUGCUGGUGGGCAACAAAUGCGAUUUGAAUGACAAGCGAAAGGUGCCGCUGAGCGAGUGCCAAUUGAGGGCCCAACAGUGGGCGGUGCCCUACGUGGAGACCUCGGCCAAGACGCGCGAGAAUGUCGACAAGGUAUUUUUUGAUUUGAUGCGCGAGAUAAGGUCACGAAAAACCGAAGAUUCGAAAGCCACGAGCGGGCGUGCUAAAGAUAGAUGCAAGAAGCGGAGACUUAAGUGUACCCUACUUUAGGCAUUAGGUAUUUUAUGAUCUAAUCAGGGAUAUUUCAUCGCGUAAAAAACAACGUCAGACGGACGUGAAACAGCCGCCGAAGCCCAAUUCUCAUUGCUGCCAAUUGCUGUAAGAUGAAACAACCAACAAAACAACAACUACCACAUGAUGAACAACAACAACAACAAACAACAACCACAACAAAUGCAGCAGCAAACAACUUGCAAGAACAACAACGGCCGCACGGAUAAAACCUUCAACAAAGAGCAUAACGUUAUGUUAAUAAUUAAUUAACUUAAAGAAUAAACAAAAAACACAAACACGAAAAACAAAAUGAUUUUCCGCACCAAACGAAAAACGCAAAACAAUUAAUCCAAGCAACAAAUGAGCAUUGUAAAAUACAUAAACGAUAUAUUAUUUUUUUUUUUAGGCAACAAACUGAAAAAUUUUCGCAUCUAACAGCCGGCCGUCAUGAAAAUUCCUUUCGAGUCAAGUUCUCUUUAAUUUAAACAAAUUUUUUUAGUUGACAAUUGAGACAAAAACAAGCCUAAAGCGUAAACUUAUUAAAUAUAAUCAAUCUUAGAAGCCUAAACAACCAAUUAUGCAAUUCAUUAAACACUAUAAAUAUCUUCGUUUUCUUUUUCGUAAUAAUUUUUAAUUUAAAUAGCGAAAUGCAAACACACACACACACAAAACAAACAAGAAACCUUACAGAAAAGCUUUUUAUGAAUACUUCUAUAUAUAUUUAAAUAUACAAAAA